AUGGUGGAUCAUCUUGCCAUAUUCUUGCCUCACAUCUCGGACGUCACAGCGCCCAUCAGAGCCUUACUGAACAAGUCUGCGAGUUUGGUGUGGCAGCAUGAGCAAAAGGCCGCAUUCGAGAAAAUCAAGGAACUCUUGACGUCAGACAGGUGCAUGACCAAGUACCACCCGUCGUACGCCACUACGGUGUCUGCAGACGCAAGCUCAUUCGGACUCGGCGCAGUUUUGCUACAGGCGCAACCCUCUGGAGAGCGCCUUCCAGUCGCGUUCGCUUCGAGGUCAAUGACCGAGACCGAGCAGCGUUACAGCCAGACCGAAAAAGAAGCUUUGGCAACGACGUGGGCUAUCCAAAUGUUCGAUGAGUUCGUCCGUGGCAUCACCUUCGACGUCGAGACUGAUCACCUGCCACUCGUUUCACUUCUGGGCAAGAUGGAACUGGACAUGUUGCCGCCUCGUAUUCAGAGACUACGGCUGGAGACCAUGCGAUACCAGUUUCGUAUGCUGCACGUGCCAGGAAAGCUGCUAGCCACGGCCGAUACUUUGUCCCGCAUCACCCACAAGGCACCCACUCCCCUAGACACUAUUGAAAUUUUUGCAGCACAGGUAGUCGGCUGCACGUCGAAAGUCUUGCCACUCAGCCCUAAAGACGUGCGACAGGCACAAGAGUCUGAUGGCGAGUGCAAGGUCCUCGCCUCAUACUGCCAGCAUAGUUGGCCACAAAAGUCCAUGAUAGCACUGCACCUCUCAAGGUACGCCUCUGUGGCAGACGAGCACUCUGUCUGCGACGAUGUUCUGCUGAAAGGAGCCCGGAUAGUCAUCUCAUCGUCCCUUCGGCCGGCGGUCUUGACGCUGCUGCACGAAGGUCACCAGGGCAUCAACAGGACUAAAGCCCUAGCUCGGGAGUCAGUUUGGUGGCCCGGCAUCUCGGCAGACAUCGCCUCUCUUGUCACCAACUGCGAACAGUGCGCUUCCACCCGCGUGAGCUUUGCAGAGCCCCUGGUCUCCGCGGCUCUACCCAUGGACACGUUCAUCCUCUUGGUGAACUAUUACUCAAGGUUUCCUGAGGUGGUGACCCUGAGGAGCACGACAGCUCAGGCAGUCAUCGACGCUCUCAAAACUAUCUUUGCCCGCCAUGGAAUCUCGCAAGAAGUCAGGUCAGACAACGACCCACCGUUCUCGUCGCAAGAGUUCGCGGCGCUUGCAGCGUCGUACGGCUUUAGCCAUGUGACCAGCAGUCCACACUACGCUCAAUCGAACGAAGAGGCGGAGAGGAUGGUGCGUACAAUCAAGGACCUGUUUCGCAAGUCAAGGGAUCCUCAUCUGGCUCUGCUAAGCUAUCGGGAUACUCCAGGAGUCGACUGCUUUAGUCCAGUCCAGCUGUUGAUGGGACGUCAAAUCAGAACCAGAGUCCCAAAGUAA
Molecule: messenger RNA, 1419 nt
Organism: Dermacentor silvarum
Lineage: Eukaryota; Metazoa; Arthropoda; Arachnida; Ixodida; Ixodidae
Exons: 2
Coding region: 1-1419 (472 amino acids)
Biological process (GO): DNA integration
Molecular function (GO): nucleic acid binding
Source: RefSeq, a predicted model, not a curated record